Uloborus diversus is the source of this 953-nucleotide messenger RNA. Its product is annotated as ATP-binding cassette sub-family C member 8-like. The transcript is spliced from 7 exons. Gene Ontology annotation, molecular function: ATP binding; ATPase-coupled transmembrane transporter activity; ATP hydrolysis activity. Bases 1 to 843 code for a protein of 280 amino acids. Lineage: Eukaryota; Metazoa; Arthropoda; Arachnida; Araneae; Uloboridae. The record is from RefSeq and is a predicted model, not a curated record. Gene Ontology annotation, cellular component: membrane. Gene Ontology annotation, biological process: transmembrane transport.
AUGGUGUACGAGACCCCUGUUGCCAGUGAUAUGGACCUUGUAGCACGCAUAUCGGUUGCCGCCGCAAACAUCCGGGAAACGCCAGGCGUGGAAGAAGAUUGGCCUACUGGAGGUGCUAUAUCAUUCAAGAACGUCACAAUGAAAUAUGAUUCAAAUGCUGACCCAGUGUUGAAAAAUGUUUCAUUAACUAUCAAACCUGGAGAAAAGGUUGGAAUAUGUGGCAGAACUGGAAGUGGAAAAUCAUCGCUCAUCAUGGCACUGUAUCGAAUGGUGAACACCAUCAGUGGUAAAAUUGAAAUUGAUGGUGUUGACAUCCAAGAUGUCCCACUUGAAACUUUGAGAUCUAGGUUGUCCAUUAUUCCUCAGGAGGCUGUCAUAUUUUCAGGAACUGUUAGGGAAAAUUUAGAUCCUGGGAAACAGUAUUGUGAUAAGGAAAUAUGGAAUGCCCUAGAGGCAGCUCAGUUAAAAAACAUCAUUGCUGCAAUGCCUGGAGGUUUAGAUGCUCAAGUUUCUGAUGAAGGGUCAAACAUGAGUGCUGGACAACAUCAGUUGUUCUGCUUGGCCCGUGCACUUAUCAGGAAAUCAAAGAUCCUUGUCAUGGAUGAAGCUACGUCAUCUUUAGAUCCUGAAACUGAUCACAUUCUCCAGAGUGUAGUGGCCGAACAUUAUGCUGAUUGUACAGUUCUUUCUAUUGCUCACCGUGUUCAAAGUAUUUUGGAGUUUGACAAAGUCAUAGUUCUCGAUGCGGGAAGAGUUGCUGAAGUCGGAAAUCCCAAGGAGCUGCAGGAAGUAAAGGGAAGUAUCUUUGCUUCACUCGUUAAAGCAAGCUACCAGGCUCAUUGACAUCAGCCUAGAAAGUCUCAUUUUGAGUUUGCCAUCCUUGAACGAAUGUUUUAAUUCUGAAGAUGGACAUUUCCAUGGAAAUUUAAAAGAAUGUACAUUGAAUGUAUUAC